AAUGAUACCGAUGAUGAACCGUUAGUUUGUGGAAUCGGCUCAUGGCGUCCAAAAUGUUUGCAAAAGUGGGCCAACACACGGGUUUUCAUAAUUUUUUUCGGUAUAAUGGCUAUCCUUAACGGAGCGCCAUAUAGUUAUGUGAUGGCCUCUUUGACAACAUUUGAGCGCCGGUUUGCUUUCAAUAGUAUAGUAACCGGUUUCAUACUCAUAGCCGAUGAUGUGGCCGGACUAAUAUUUCGGCCAUUUAUGGGAUAUUUUGCGCACCGCAUACAUCGACCACGUAUGCUGGGAAUGGCACAGUUGAUAUCGGCAACGGGAUGCGUUGUGGCUACCUUACCAUAUUGGAUAUAUGGUCCUGGAGUACACCUGUUGGGCGCAACGGUAGACAAUCCUACCGGUGUUAACAAAACUGGAGAGUUCUGUUCAGUGAAUAGUUUAUCAGAUAACACAUGCAAUGAUAGCACUGGUAUCAAUACUUCCAUAAUACCCGUCCUAUGUCUCGUGAGCUCCACUUUCCUAAUAGGCCUGAGCUCUGCCUGUUAUUGGACAAUAGGCAUACCAUUUGUCGACGACAAUAUCGAAAAGAAAAACUCGCCGAUGGCUAUGAGUUUCCUCACGUGUUUUCGUUUGUUUGGUCCGACCACUUCAUUCAUGUUAUCUUCAUUAGUGUUGCGUUAUUAUGAAAAUCCAUUGAUUGACCCUGGUAUUAAGGACUUAAAAGAUCCCCGAUGGGUGGGUGCCUGGUGGAUCGGGUUUCUAGUGUUAGCCAUAGCCCUAAUCAUAACCAGUAUUCCAAUGUUUCUAUUUCCGGCUGAUCUCAAACAACAAAAACAAGUUAAAGAUUCAGUACAUAAUAAUGAUAAGCAAUUAUCAACACUGGAAAGUAAUAAAAUUAAAGAGAAAGUCAAUCAAUUGGGUGUUGUCAAACGGGUUACAAAUUUAUUAAUAAAUCCUAUAUACCUGUGCUAUGUAUUGGGUACCUGUGCCCGACUGUUUGGUGUACUCGGUUACAUAACAUUCAAGUCAAAAUAUCUUGAGUCUCAAUAUAAAAAAUCAGCAUCCACUGCCAAUUUUGUAUCAGGUAUUGUUGGUAUAUUGCCGUCAGGAGCAGGCAUAUUACUUGGUGGUGUAAUAUUGACAUGUUUUCAACCCGGUCCACGUAUAUUGACUAUAUUUGUUAUGGUUGUGGAAAUGUUGGGUCCAAUAGGCAUAUUAGCUGGUUUUUUUCUAGGCUGUCCGACAUCACAGUUUGCAUCACUACCCAUAAACAAUUUGGGAAUGGAUGUUCAAUCACAGUGCAACUCCAACUGUGGCUGUACAGAGCAACUGUUUCAUCCUAUCUGUGGUCCCGAUAAUAUUACCAAUUAUUAUUCCCCGUGCUAUGCCGGGUGCGCACCCGAAUCACUAAUCAAACCCGAAUCGGGACCUAAUCAAUACUCAAUGUGCAGUUGUCUGGAAGGGGGUUCAGCCACUGAUGGCUAUUGCAACAACCAAUGUGGCAAUAAUUUUGAAAUAUUUGUUACACUUACAAGCAUUGGUGGCCUAAUUGGCCAGUUAUCCAGAACGGGAAAUGCUAUUAUAUCGUUAAGAAUUGUUGAAACUUUUGAUAAAAGUCUUGCUAUUGGUAUCGCCGGAUCUAUGUAUAGUCUUUUAGCAUUUAUACCGUAUCCAUUAGUUUUUGGUGCCAUUUUGAACAGUGCGUGUAUGGUAUGGGAGAAAAACUGCGGUAAAACCGGUAAUUGUCUGGUCUAUGAUUCGGACAAAUUUCGUAACCGAUUUCUGGGUAUAACACUAGCGAUGAUAUUACUGGGCUCUGUGUUUGAUAUACUGGUAGUGAUAUUGUCGUCAAGAAUCAAGAAUCUCUACGAUGACAACGAUAAUGAAGAUUGUGAUACAAAUAGUAAAUCAAAGAAAACUAAUAAUAAUAAUAAUUAA
Molecule: messenger RNA, 1935 nt
Organism: Oppia nitens
Lineage: Eukaryota; Metazoa; Arthropoda; Arachnida; Sarcoptiformes; Oppiidae
Product: solute carrier organic anion transporter family member 2A1-like
Exons: 9
Coding region: 106-1935 (609 amino acids)
Biological process (GO): sodium-independent organic anion transport; transmembrane transport
Cellular component (GO): membrane
Molecular function (GO): protein binding
Source: RefSeq, a predicted model, not a curated record